AUGUUGAAUUUGGAGUUCUUGGACUUGUCAAGAGAUAAUCUAUCGGGACAGAUUCCAAAAUCUUUAGAGAAACUUUGUUAUCUCAAAUCUUUCAAUGUCUCUUUCAAUAGACUUUAUGGAGAAAUUCCUGAAGGAGGAUCAUUUGGAAACUUCUCGAUCGAAUCAUUUCAGGGGAACGAAGCAUUGUGUGGUGCACCUCAACUUCAUCUUCCAAGCUGCGAAACUGAACCUCUCAAGAACUCCAAGGCUAAGCUCAUAAAAUAUGUGGCGCUUAUUUUUAUGAUAGAUCUAAUUAUCAAUAUCUUGAGAUGUAGGAAGAGGAAGGCCAGAUUAACAUCAGAGGAAGACUUUCUACCUUUAGGAACAUGGAGACGAAUUUCGUACCAUGAGCUUCAUCAAGCUACUGAUGGAUUCAAUGAAACAAAAUUGCUUUGUAAUGGGAAUUAUGAUUCUGUGUACCAAGGGAAUCUCUUGGGAUGA
Messenger RNA from Hibiscus syriacus, 480 nucleotides. RefSeq names its product receptor kinase-like protein Xa21. NCBI's taxonomy places the organism in Eukaryota, Viridiplantae, Streptophyta, Magnoliopsida, Malvales, Malvaceae. Gene Ontology annotation, molecular function: protein binding. The record is from RefSeq and is a predicted model, not a curated record. The coding region runs from base 1 to 480 and encodes 159 amino acids. The transcript has a single exon.